GACGCUGACUUUCACCUGCGUAUUUCUUUGCCGGUACCAUAACUUGAUUGAAAAUACGGAUUUUGAAGAUAUAAAGAAUGACAGAAACCGACCUAGAUCUCAAGCAACAUAUUCUUUCCAUCAGCUGGUUGAUAAAUUCAUUCGAACCCAAAAUCACCUCAAAUUCAAAUAGUACUUCCCGGCCGCUUUAAAUCUGUAUUCAAACCUCAUACCUGAACUCAAAAAUAGCCGAAGAAAAAUCACCUACUGCACGCUUCAACCAAAUAUCCAAGAACCUAACAAGUUAUUCCAACAUGAGCGGAAGAAGAAACUCCGACCAUGAUCACGAUAGUCUUCAAUACCGCACACCCCGCGGCAACAUACCACACAGAGUGAUGGUACAAGAAAUUGCCAGAGCACCGGUCGGUGGCACAAGAAACAUGUCCCAAUACCCUCACAAAUACAAAAAUCAAGAAGGUCCAAAAGAUGCCAAAUACCCUCUCUUCGAUGAUCGAGAGCGGCCGCGAAGAUUCGUCAAUAACGAUAAAGGCUAUCGGCCUGAUACAUUGUAUGAAUACCCCGUCGUAACGCCAGAUAAACCUUCUUUCAACUACGACCGGAAAACAACCCCCCUGGAAACAGUACUUCAGCCGAUUGCUCCAGCCAAUCGUGCCAGGAUGAUUGAACCAGACCAAAGACAUAACACACCUGGCUGGAUGAGGGGUAUCACUAGUUCAAAUAAGACUAUUGUUGGUGGAAUCUACCACCCAGAGGGCAAUACGGGAGAUUUCGAACGAGCGCGCUUGGAACCGCUUGAUCGUCAGGGAAGAGAACACAAUCGAAUGCUUCAUGAGCGAGCGCAGCAUGCCCCGCGGUCACCAACUUGGCCGACUAAAUCAACUAGAUAAGAAGUUUUGUACAAGCUAGCGAGCUUCCAGAGGCCAACAUAGGAGCUGAAUGGAGUUGGAAAGAAGUCGAGCAAUGUAUGAGAAAUGCAGGUGAAGGUUAACUUAGGGGGGGCUGGGCGUUGGAGUUAAUAUUGGAAAGUGGAAUGGAGAAAUUGAACAGGAUGGUAUGCGAGACAGUGAGGGAAUAGGAAUGGCAAAUUCUAUGAGAAGACUAAGGACACAAUCGAUAAGGUUGAUCUUUGCCAGAUUGUGCGCUAGAAUACUUUUGGGUAAUUGUGUUUGAAUUUUUUGUCGGAUAACUGCUGUGUGCUUUUUUUGUUUUUCUGGUUUAGUGUUUAGUUCCAUAGGAUCAUGGUAUGGUUUGGGGCAUGUCGUUGGUCUGAAAAUUACUUUAUUGAUGGAAUUAACUAUUAAUAAAACGGAUAUUUUGAGCAGAACAAGGUGCAAGGUGUUGGAAAGCUACUGGCCUAACUAAGCAUUAGGCUAUUUCAAGUCAUUCAUUCCGGCCGACGAGAAAUUCAACACGUGAAACUA
Molecule: messenger RNA, 1421 nt
Organism: Botrytis cinerea B05.10
Lineage: Eukaryota; Fungi; Ascomycota; Leotiomycetes; Helotiales; Sclerotiniaceae
Exons: 4
Coding region: 294-887 (197 amino acids)
Molecular function (GO): RNA nuclease activity; RNA binding
Source: RefSeq, a predicted model, not a curated record